Molecule: messenger RNA, 2745 nt
Organism: Ailuropoda melanoleuca (giant panda)
Lineage: Eukaryota; Metazoa; Chordata; Mammalia; Carnivora; Ursidae
Gene: TNK1
Product: tyrosine kinase non receptor 1
Exons: 13
Coding region: 113-2101 (662 amino acids)
Biological process (GO): protein phosphorylation
Molecular function (GO): protein tyrosine kinase activity; ATP binding; protein binding
Source: RefSeq, a predicted model, not a curated record
CGUUUCCGCCUUCGCCAGGUGAGGGUCCCCGGAGCGGGGACGCCGGGGGCUGGGGCUGGCGGAGCAGCCGUCGCUUGAGGUGGGUGCGUCGUCCUCGGGGGCUCCUUCAGACAUGCUCCCCGAGGCGAGCUCGCUGUGGCUGCUUCGGCUGCUCCGGGACAUCCAGCUGGCCCAGUUUUACCGCCCCAUCCUUGAGGAACUUAAUGUUACCCGGCCGGAGCACUUUGACUUCGUCAGGCCCGAGGACCUGGACGGCAUCGGCAUGGGCCGGCCUGCCCAGCGCAGACUGGCCGAAGCUCUGAAGAAGCACCGUUCGGGGCUCAAGUCAAAGAACUGGGUCUACAAGAUCCUUGGGGGUUUUGCCCCUGAGCAGAAGGAGACCACCCCACCUUCGGACAGCCACCUGUCCCUCCCUGAGCCGGAGGGGGGACUCAAGUGUCUGAUCCCGGAUGGUGCCGUGUGCAGAGGGGAGCUGCUGGGCUCCGGCUGCUUUGGAGUGGUGCACCGAGGGCUGUGGACACUGCCCAGCGGCCAGAGCGUCCCAGUGGCUGUCAAGUCCCUCCGGGUGGGUCCUGAAGGGCCCGUGGGCACAGAGCUGGGGGACUUCCUUCGAGAGGUGUCCAUCAUGAUGAACUUGGAGCACCCACACGUGCUGCGUCUGCACGGCCUCGUGCUGGGCCAGCCUCUGCAGAUGGUGAUGGAGCUGGCGCCCCUGGGAUCCUUGCACGCGCGCCUGACCGCCCCGGCCCCGAUACCCCCGCUGCCCGUGGCCCUGCUCUGCCUCUUCCUGCGGCAGCUGGCGGGGGCCAUGGCAUACCUGGGGGCCCGCGGGCUGGUGCACCGAGACCUCGCCACGCGCAACCUGCUGCUGGCCUCCCCGCGCACCAUCAAGGUGGCCGACUUCGGGCUGGUGCGGCCGCUGCGCGGCGCCCGGGGCCGCUACGUCAUGGGCGGGCCCCGCCCCAUCCCCUACGCCUGGUGUGCGCCAGAGAGCCUGCGCCAGGGGGCCUUCUCUUCUGCGUCGGACGUGUGGAUGUUUGGGGUGACGCUGUGGGAGAUGUUCUCCGGGGGCGAGGAGCCCUGGGCAGGGGUCCCGCCGUACCUCAUCCUGCAGCGGCUGGAACAGGACCGGGCCCGGCUGCCUCGGCCUCCCCUCUGCUCCAGGGCACUCUACUCCCUCGCCUUGCGCUGCUGGGCCCCCCACCCCGCCGACCGGCCUAGCUUUUCCUACCUGGAGGGGCUGCUCCAAGAGGCCUGGCCGCCGGAGGGACGUUGUGUGCGGGAUGUGACAGAGCCAGGCGCCCUAAGGAUGCAGACUGGCGACCCCGUCACCAUCAUCGAGGGCAGCCCCGACUCCGCAACCUGGAAGGGCCAGAAUGGCCGCACAUUCAAAGUGGGCAGCUUCCCAGCCUCGGCGGUGACGCUGGCAGACGCGGGGGUCUCACCAGCCACCCGUCCAGUCCACAGGGUCUCCCCUGCCCAGGGAGAGCGACACCAGGGAAACGUAGAUGGGGACAGAGGGAAGGCAAAGCUGCGGGAUGUACCUCCAGCACGGGCCGGGAGAAGGAACGUGCCCCUGCAGAGAAUGAAAGUCAUUUCCAAGAGUCUGGAGUCCGUCCUGUCCCUGGGCCCCCGCCCCACAGGGGGUGGUUCGAGCCCCCCCGAACUUCGCCAUGCCAGAGCUGUGCCUCAGGGACCCCCAGGCCUGCCAUCCCGCCCUCCCUUUGCCUCCAGCCCUUCUCAGCCCGGCCAGCCCCCCAGGGAGCGGCCUCCCUGGCCCAAGAGAGAACCCCCCCACAGUCAUCCCUCAGGAGCACCUGGAGCUAGCAAAGCCACCGUCCCCUCCGGAGGCCUCCUGCCCGACCCCGAGUUGCAGAGGAGGAUUAUGGAGGUGGAGCUGGGCGUGCACGGAGUCACGCACCAGGAGUGCCAGGCAGCACUAAGGGCCACUGGGGGAGACGUGGUUUCUGCCAUCCGGAACCUCAAGGUGGACCAGCUCUUCCAUCUGAGUAGCCGGUCCAGAGCGGACUGCCGACGCAUCCUGGAGCACUACCAGUGGGACCUCUCCGCUGCCAGUCGCUAUGUCCUGGCCCGGCCCUGAGUGCUGCCCUCUUGGGCGUGGAUACCAGCCUGGAUUGAGGGCCUGGCCAUGUGGGACUAAGCGGAACCAGAAUGGGUCCUACCAGGGCAGAGUUUCCCACCUGGAGAGAUCGUGCAGGUUGGCAGGUACAGGAGGAGCCCGGGGCCGGGCCCUGAGAGCAUCUCCCCUCGUACCCCUUGGCCUCUGAGGGCUCCAGCCCCGUUGGCUGGUUCACAGAAGGAUCUAGUCCAGUCUACCUACCAUAUUCCCAACCAAGAGGGCUUGAGGGACAGAGCUGCCCCACAUCACAUGCACAGGAAGCUUCCACUUGCUACAGAGAAUGAGCAAGUGGGCAUUCCGGACCUCGGGAAUAGCCAUCCCGAGUGGCCGUCAGCUACCACACCGGACUCUGUGGGACCAGCCAUCUUGGAUGGUAGAGGCAACCAGACUGAUUGGGGGUAUGUGGCCCAAACUGCCUUGGCUCGGUCCAGGGCCAUGAUGAAGGAUGACGUUGCCCUCUUGAACUCAAGGACACUGGCCCUUGGCAGCUUGGAUGAUGAAACGGGCCAGCCCCCUCCCAGCCCAGCUGUCCGAUUUCCCUUGGUUUCUUCCCGCACCAACUCUUCUAUUCUCUCCCAUUACAUACGUCUUCCAGUAUCCAAAAA